GUAACGAGAGUGGAUCUUUACCGAACGGACGGGUUUUUCGGUGUUGUCCGGAGUUUUUCUUUCGCCGUCUUCUUUCUGAUUGUCUUGGAAAAUAUAUCUUCUGUGUUCACAGUACGAUUGUACAUGUGAGCGUGUGUGUGCCGUGUGUUAGUGUGUGUGUCUGCUCCCUUCAAGUUUAAAAAAAGAAGUCGAAAAGUGUUUGGCUGCGGCAACACCACAACAACAACAACAAUAAUAACAACACAGUGUUGGAGUGUUUGUUGUUUUUGUGUAUAACAGAAAAUGUUUUUUGGAAACUGCGCGAAGUAGCAGCAGCAGCAAAAGGAGCUGUAACCAAAGCAUGUUCCACAGAGAUUAGCAGCAACAUGAGAGUGCCAGCUUGAACAGACGACCAAAAAAGUUAGGAACGAACUAAAGGAUCCGUAUCCACGUGGUCAACGCCUAUCUGUACACAUAGUCCAUAUACGACAUUUCUCUCUGUAGAAGGGAAAUUGAAAACGAAACGCUGAUUAUAAAUCGGAGCCGGAAGCGCUCUACUGGGACACGACCCCACAAAUCGACAGCGAGAGCGCGAGGAGAGAGAGAGAGAGAGCGUCAGAUUAAAGCGAGAUGUCGCCGCGCAGCGACGUUAUCGCGGUUUUCUUUGUGCUCGCCGUGGUGUUGUGCAGCCAGCUGGCGGCGACACAGCGACCACCACAGUCACCGCAGCACGGACGACGCGAUCGUCCCCGCAAUCCGCCUCGUCAAUAUGUCAAGACCCAUCCCUGUGAGCGUUCCUCCUGCUAUCCGGCGACGGGCAAUUUGCUCAUUGGACGCGAGAAUCGCUUGACGGCCAGUUCGACUUGUGGUCUGCAAUCUCCGGAGAGAUUCUGCAUUCUGUCACAUUUGGAGGACAAGAAAUGUUUCCUCUGCGACUCGCGCGAAGGAACGCGAAAUGAUCCGCACAAGAAUCAUCGUAUUGGUCAGAUCAUAUACAAAACGAAGCCAGGCACAAAUAUUCCCACCUGGUGGCAAUCGGAGAAUGGCAAGGAGAAUGCCACCAUUCAAUUGGAUCUGGAGGCCGAAUUCCAUUUCACCCAUUUGAUCAUCACCUUUACGACUUUCCGCCCGGCUGCCAUGUACAUUGAGCGCAGUUUCGACUUUGGCGCCACGUGGCAUGUGUAUCGCUACUUUGCCUACGACUGUGAGGAGUCUUUCCCGGGAGUUCCCACCGUGCUGCACAAUAUCACCGAUGUCAUGUGCACCUCGCGCUACUCGUAUGUGGAACCUUCGCGCAAUGGUGAGGUCAUCUUCCGUGUGUUGCCGCCCAACAUCAAUGUCUCGGAUCCGUAUGCGGAACAUGUGCAGAAUCAACUCAAAAUGACCAAUCUGCGUAUUCAGAUGACCAAGUUGCACAAGCUCGGUGACAAUUUGUUGGACAAUCGGUUGGAGAACGAGGAGAAAUACUACUAUGGUAUCUCCAAUAUGGUGGUGCGUGGUUCCUGCUCCUGUUACGGUCACGCCUCGCAAUGUUUGCCUCUGGACAAUGUCAUCACACAGGACUACGAGAUGGUGCACGGACGUUGCGAGUGCACGCACAACACGAAGGGUUUGAAUUGCGAGUCUUGCGAGGACUUCUACAAUGAUUUGCCAUGGAAACCGGCGUUUGGCAAGCAGACGAACGCGUGUAAGAAAUGCGAGUGCAAUGGUCAUGCGGUUAGCUGUCACUUCGAUGAGGCUGUCUUCAUUGCUUCGGGUCAUGUGUCCGGUGGCUUCUGCGACAACUGUUUGCACAACACCCAGGGUCAGCAUUGUGAGGCCUGCAUGCCAUUCUUCUAUCGUGAUCCGCUUGAACCGUUGAGCAGUCCCCAUGUCUGCAAACCUUGCGAUUGUGAUCCCAAUGGCGCAUUGGAUGAAGGCAUCUGUGAUUCGGUCCUCGAUCCCGCGGAUGUGGCGGGCGCUUGCCAUUGCAAGGCUAAUGUGAAGGGACGACGUUGUGAUCAGUGCAAGGAUGGCUUCUGGCAUCUCAAUCCCCUGAAUCCCGAGGGCUGCGAGGCUUGCACUUGCAAUACGCUGGGCACCGUGAACAACUCUGGUUGCAACAUGCAUACUGGCGAAUGUCGUUGCAAGCGUUUGGUCACCGGCAAGGAUUGUAAUCAAUGUCAACCGGAAACUUUCGGUUUGUCCGAGUCCGAGGAUGGCUGCACGCUGUGUAACUGCGAUCCAGGUGGCUCUUAUGACAGCUUCUGUGAUGUGCUGACGGGACAAUGUCGCUGCCGCUCUCACAUGACGGGACGCACUUGCUCGCAGCCCAAGCAGAAUUACUUUAUACCCUAUCUGCCUGUGGUGCACGAUGCCGAGGUGUCCGAGAUGUGUGUCUCCUAUAGCAAUAAUGCCAACUGCAGCAUUGUAACACAGCCAACUGGCAACACCAACAGUCAAGACGAGGACUUUACGGGCAUCGGUUACAAGCGUGUGGGCGAGAACUCCCAGAUGGUCAUCAAUUCGGAUAAUAUACCACGCUCCAUGCCCUACGAUGUGCUUAUACGCUAUCAGUCCACAUCACGUGGCGACUGGGAGGGUGCCUACAUUACACUGGUGCGUCCCGACGAAAUCGAUCCUCAAGGUGAAUGUGCCCAGCUAGUGGCGGGACCCGUGACUGAGGCACGCGUGCCAUUCACGCUGCCAGAACGCGAUCGUCAGGUGGUGGCAAUGCAUGACGUGUGCCUUGAAGCGGGCAAGGUGUACAAGUUUAGGAUCUUCUUUGAGCGCCGACGUAACAACGAGGACAAUCCUACGGCCACCAUACUGAUUGAUUCGCUGACGCUGAUACCCAAAAUCGAAGUGACACCCAUUUUCCAUGGCUCGCCAAUUGCAGACUUGCGUUUGAGAGAAUACAUCAACAAGAACUGCAAUCAGUCGCUGUACGACAUUCGCUACAGGGGACAGGCGCCUGAGGUGUGCCGGGAUCUUGAGCAGGAUGUGAGCAAGUACAUUUAUGAUGGCGCUAGCAUGUGUAAUUGCAAUCCCACCGGUUCGCUGAGCAAGGAAUGCGAUGCCAAUGGCGGCUUUUGUCAUUGCAAACCGCAUGUUGUGGGCAGACAGUGUGAUCAAUGUGCUCCCGGCACUUAUGGCUUUGGACCCGAGGGUUGCAAGGCUUGCGAUUGUAAUAGUAUUGGCAGCAAGGAUAACAAUUGUGAUCUACUCACCGGACAAUGCGCCUGCCAUCCCAAUACGUAUGGCAGGGAGUGUAAUCAAUGUCAGCCGGGCUAUUGGAACUUCCCCGAGUGUCGCGUCUGCGAGUGCAAUGGACAUGCGGCGCUGUGUGAUGCUUUAACUGGACAAUGUUUGAACUGCCAGGACUCGACGACUGGUUUCAAUUGCGAUGCCUGUCUGGAUGGGUACUAUGGCAAUCCUUUGUUUGGCAGCGAGAUCGGUUGUCGUGCCUGCCGUUGUCCUGAUACCAUUGCCAGCGGUAUGUCGCAUGCCGACAGCUGUUCGCUGGAUACACGCAACAACAACAUGUUCUGUCAUUGCCAGGAUGGUUAUUCAGGACCCCGUUGCGAGAUCUGUGCGGACAACUACUAUGGCACACCCGAAGAUGGCGGCAGUUGCCAGAAAUGCGACUGCAGCAACAACAUUGAUCCCUACGAAACGGGCAAUUGUGAUCGUCAGACUGGAGCCUGCGUCAAGUGUUUGUACGACACGACUGGGGAUCAUUGUGAGCUGUGUCGCGAUGGCUUCUUUGGUGAUGCUUUGCAGCAGAAUUGCCGUCAAUGUGAAUGCGAUUUCCUGGGUACAAACAAAACGUUGGCACAUUGUGAUCGUCACACUGGUCAGUGUCCUUGCCUGCCCAAUGUGGAGGGUUUACACUGCGGCAAGUGUGCCUUGAACCACUGGAAGAUUGGCUCCGGCGAGGGCUGCGAGGCCUGCAAUUGUGAUGCCAUUGGCGCCGUCGAGGAGCAGUGCCAUGUCUUCACCGGUCAGUGUCAGUGCAAGGACGGCUUUGGCGGACGUGCGUGCAAUCAGUGUCAGGAACAUUACUGGGGCAAUCCCAAUGAGAAGUGCCAGCCUUGUGAGUGCGAUCAGUAUGGCUCAGCGGACUAUCAGUGCGAUCGGGAGACAGGUCAGUGCAUUUGUCACGAAGGCAUCGGUGGCUACAAGUGCAACGAGUGUGCCCGUGGCUAUCUCGGACAGUUCCCGCAUUGUGCGCCUUGCGGCGAAUGCUUUAACAAUUGGGAUUUGAUCUUGAAUGCCUUGGAUGAGUCGACACAAGCCACAAUUCAGCGUGCCAAGGAGAUUAAGCAAGUGGGUGCCACUGGUGCUUACACCGCUGAGUUCAGUGAGCUGGACAAGAAACUGCAACACAUUCGCGAUCUGCUGCAGAAUACCACCGUCAGUUUGCAGGACAUCAAUCAACUGGAUGCGGCAGCCAACGCAUUGAAGCUUCAACUCCAAGCGCAACAUCAGCGUUUGAGCGAAACGGAAUUGAAUUUGGAUGACAUCUACAAUUCGCUGAGUUUGUCCGCUGUUGAGCUGGAAGGUUUGCAGAAUCAUUCACGUCUUGUGCAAAAGCUUUCGAAGGAGCUGAAGGAGAAUGGCAUUCAACUACAAGAGUCCAAUAUUGAGGGUGCAUUGAACUUGACGCGUCAUGCUUAUGAGCGUGUAAGCAGCUUGUCCGCCCUGAAGGAUGAGGCCAAGGAACUGGCGUCCAAUACGGAUCGCAAUUGCAAACGCGUCGAAACAUUGUCGAACAAGAUCAAGGAUGAAACGGAUGCCAUUGCCAAUAAUGACAAAACGAUUGCUGAGUAUCGCAAUGAGUUGAGCAUGUUGAGUUCGCAGAUUCCAGACUUGAACAACCAAGUUUGCGGCAAGCCAGGAGAUCCUUGUGAUGCUUUGUGUGGCGGCGCUGGUUGCGGCAAGUGCGGUGGUUCCUUCUCCUGUGAGCAUGGUGCCCAUGCGCAUUCAGGUGAGGCGCUCAAGGUGGCCAAGGACACCGAGGAGGCCAUCACCAGCAAAAAGGAUGCGGCUGAUCAAACAAUACGCGCUCUAACGCAAGCCAAGUUGAACGCUUCGGAGGCUUACCAGAAGGCCAAGCUUGGCUUUGAGCAAUCCGAGCAGUAUCUGAAUCAAACAAAUGAUGCCAUCAAACUGGCCACCAAAUUGAUCCGUGAUGUCGAAGAUUUCCGUCAGAACACAACUGCAUUGCCAAGCGAAAGCAAGCAGCUGGCACAGGAUACGUUGCUUCUCGAUUUGACGCUGGAUCCCAAGGAAAUUGAUUCGCUGGGCAAUAAGAUUAAUGAUGCUGUCAGCUCGCUGAAGAAUGUCGAGUCCAUAAUCUACAAGACGCGACCGGAUUUGGAGCGUGUCAAUACGCUAAAGUCGCUGGCGAAUGAAACGAAAGAGACGGCUGACAAAAUACUGGAGACGGCCAAUUCAGUAGUGGAGAAUUUGGCAUCAGCAAGCGUGUCGCAAGGCAAGGCACAGGAUGCCAUACAGCAGGCGAAUAGCAACAUUGAGCUCGCUGACAAGGAUCUGGAGCAAAUCGAUCUGGAGACCAAGGAGGCCGAGUCCCCGGCACAGGUCACCGCACAACAGGUGGCUGAUUUGGCAACGAAGAUGAAGCGUCUAGAGAAGAAUAUACUGAAGAACGAACUGGACGCCAAAGAGAUAACCAAAGAGGCGACGCGUGUCAAGCUCGAUGCGGGACGUGCCCGGGAGGAGGCCGGUAAUCUGCAGUCCUCGACCAGUGCCACCAAUCAAACUUUAACGGAUCGUGCCAGUCGCUCGGAGAAUGCCCGAGAGCGCGCCAAGCUUUUGCUGCAAAGGGCCUCCAAGCUGACAGUGGACACCAACGAGAAGCUGAGCGAACUGAAUGUGAUGCAGGAGACGUAUCUGCAGAAGAAUCAGAAGUUAAUCGAGCUGCAGAAUGCCGUACAGGAUUUGAAUGCCAAUCUAGACACUUAUCUGCAUAACAUUCAGGAAAAUGCCGACCGCUAUCGUCAGUGCACCAUCUAAAAUCAGUGAAGUUAGUAGUUGCACCACCUAAAAAAGUGAGCUGCCUUCAGCUUUGCUGCUCCAAUCAUUUAUUUUUGCCAUAUUUCAUGAACAAAUUUGCGCAUCGCAAAACAACGAAUUGAAGAUCAAGAGGAACUAACUACAAUUAAAACAAGAAAAAUAAGUGUAACCGUUACGUUUUUUGUCUGUACUCUUAAGCAAAUGCAAAAACAAUGUUAACUCACUGCAAAAAUGUUCAUUUUUAAAAUUACGCAAUUUUUUUCUCUAUCGAGAGUCGGUGUGUACACACUGAACGACGUUUUUUUAUUUCUACCUUUUAAAAACAACAAAACAAAAACAAAAGCAAUAUUUUGCGUGUAAUGCAAACAACUAAAUACAAUUACAAUUACAAAUAAAUAUAA
This is a messenger RNA of Drosophila albomicans, 6398 nucleotides long. It is a transcript of the gene LanB1, whose product is annotated as laminin subunit beta-1. Bases 610 to 5997 code for a protein of 1795 amino acids. The record is from RefSeq and is a predicted model, not a curated record. Lineage: Eukaryota; Metazoa; Arthropoda; Insecta; Diptera; Drosophilidae. The transcript is spliced from 4 exons. Gene Ontology annotation, cellular component: laminin trimer. Gene Ontology annotation, biological process: substrate adhesion-dependent cell spreading; basement membrane assembly; cell migration.